UCAAUUUCGUAGAGUAAUGCAAGGGAGGAUGCUGUCUGCUAUUUCCACUUUUCCAUCAAUAAAAGCUAGCCGAUUCAAAUUACUGAAUUAAAAAGAAAAAAGGAAAUAAUAUUCUCAAGGGGGCAUUAGUCCAAAAUACAAUUAACAUGGCAUCGAAAUGUCCUAAAUGCGACAAGACAGUUUAUUUUGCGGAGAAGGUGACAUCUCUGGGGAAAGACUGGCAUAAGUUCUGUCUGAAAUGUGAGCGUUGUAACAAGACCCUGAACCCAGGGGGCCAUGCUGAGCAUGAUGGAACUCCGUACUGCCACAAGCCAUGCUAUGCUGCCCUCUUUGGACCAAAAGGUGUGAAUAUCGGAGGUGCUGGCUCUUAUGUCUACGAGGCGCCUGUCAAUGAUACCCCUGCCAGUGUUUCCACGGAAACGGAGGCCAAACCUGAGGAGAAGAAAGCUCAUGCCAGAGGCCCAGUGAAGGCCGCAAGCUUCUCAACUUUCUCUGGAGAACCCAGUAAAUGCCCGAGGUGCAGCAAGACAGUGUAUUUCGCUGAGAAGGUGACGUCCCUGGGGAAGGACUGGCAUCGACCCUGUCUGCGCUGUGAGAGGUGCAGCAAGACCCUGGCCCCAGGCAGUCACGCAGAGCAUGAUGGGCAGGCCUACUGCCACAAACCGUGCUACGCCACCCUGUUUGGGCCCAAAGGGGUGAACACUGGAGGUGUAGGAAGCUACAUCUACCAUGAACCCAGCACCGAGGCAGAGACUGAGGCCCAGCCUUGAGAUUACCCAUACCCACCUCCACCCCCACCCAGACCUCUUCAACAUUGCCUCCCUUACUCUGGCCUUGUUACUAACCCCAGUCGUAGAUAGACUCACCCUGUCUGUAUUUCCAACCUCCACCCCCACCCAGACCUCUUCAACAUUGCCUCCCUUACUCUGGCCUUGUUACUAACCCCAGUCGUAGAUAGACUCACCCUGUCUGUAUUUCCAACCUCCACCCCCACCCAGACCUCUUCAACAUUGCCUCCCUUACCCUGGCCUUGUUACUAACCCCAGUCGUAGAUAGACUCACCCUGUCUGUAUUUUCAACCUCCACCCCCACCCAGACCUCUUCAACAUUGCCUCCCUUACUCUGGCCUUGUUACUAACCCCAGUCGUAGAUAGACUCACCCUGUCUGUAUUUCCAACCUCCACCCCCACCCAGACCUCUUCAACAUUGCCUCCCUUACUCUGGCCUUGUUACUAACCCCAGUCGUAGAUAGAUUCACCCUGUCUGUAUUUCCAACCUCCACCCCCACCCAGACCUCUUCAACAUUGCCUCCCUUACUCUGGCCUUGUUACUAACCCCAGUCGUAGAUAGACUCACCCUGUCUGUAUUUUCAACCUCCACCCCCACCCAGACCUCUUCAACAUUGCCUCCCUUACUCUGGCCUUGUUACUAACCCCAGUCGUAGAUAGACUCACCCUGUCUGUAUUUCCAACCUCCACCCCCACCCAGACCUCUUCAACAUUGCCUCCCUUACUCUGGCCUUGUUACUAACCCCAGUCGUAGAUAGACUCACCCUGUCUGUAUUUCCAACCUCCACCCCCACCCAGACCUCUUCAACAUUGCCUCCCUUACUCUGGCCUUGUUACUAACCCCAGUCGUAGAUAGACUCACCCUGUCUGUAUUUCCAACCUCCACCCCCACCCAGACCUCUUCAACAUUGCCUCCCUUACUCUGGCCUUGUUACUAACCCCAGUCGUAGAUAGACUCACCCUGUCUGUAUUUCCAACCUCCACCCCCACCCAGACCUCUUCAACAUUGCCUCCCUUACUCUGGCCUUGUUACUAACCCCAGUCGUAGAUAGACUCACCCUGUCUGUAUUUCCAACCUCCACCCCCACCCAGACCUCUUCAACAUUGCCUCCCUUACUCUGGCCUUGUUACUAACCCCAGUCGUAGAUAGACUCACCCUGUCUGUAUUUCCAACCUCCACCCCCACCCAGACCUCUUCAACAUUGCCUCCCUUACUCUGGCCUUGUUACUAACCCCAGUCGUAGAUAGACUCACCCUGUCUGUAUUUCCAACCUCCACCCCCACCCAGACCUCUUCAACAUUGCCUCCCUUACUCUGGCCUUGUUACUAACCCCAGUCGUAGAUAGACUCACCCUGUCUGUAUUUCCAACCUCCACCCCCACCCAGACCUCUUCAACAUUGCCUCCCUUACUCUGGCCUUGUUACUAACCCCAGUCGUAGAUAGACUCACCCUGUCUGUAUUUCCAACCUCCACCCCCACCCAGACCU
Messenger RNA from Oncorhynchus keta (chum salmon), 2276 nucleotides. RefSeq names its product cysteine-rich protein 2-like. NCBI's taxonomy places the organism in Eukaryota, Metazoa, Chordata, Actinopteri, Salmoniformes, Salmonidae. Bases 147 to 770 code for a protein of 207 amino acids. The transcript is spliced from 8 exons. The record is from RefSeq and is a predicted model, not a curated record.